AUGGUAGAAGAAGUUAAGCUAACCAAGAAACAACUGAAAGCUAAGAAUUUUCGUAAGUCUAAGGAAGAACGUGCUGAAGAGAAGCAAGAGACAGAAGCGAAGCGCAAACUUGAGGAGACAGCUGAGCAGGAAGAAGCACCACGCAAGAAGCGGAAGACCAGAAGAGGCAAGGGCGGAAAGAAGAAGAAGGGCAACAGAUUCAUCAUUUUCGUCGGGAACUUACCUAAAGACAUCACCGAGCAAGAGCUCAAAGCACACUUCAAGUCCAGUGCGCCUGACGAAAUUCGAAUUAGAGCUGACAAGGGCAUCGCAUUUCUAGAGUUCGACGCCGACCGAGACCAACAUAACAUCCAAUCCCGUAUGGACGUCGCAUUACUGCAACACAAGACGAUUCUCAAGGAAAGAAAGAUUAAUGUAGAGCUCACAGUAGGUGGUGGUGGUAACAGUUUGGCUCGUCUCGAGAAACUGCGCGAAAAGAACUUGAAACUUGACGAGGAACGUAAGGUAAGAACCACCAAGAUGAUUGAAGAUGGAAAGAAGAAGAAGGAAUCUGCUCCUACGCCCUCUCAGGAAGCUGCUCCUACGUCUUCCGGAGUUCAUCCAGACCGUCUGAAGCUCAUUGGCUGA
This is a messenger RNA of Lachancea fermentati, 627 nucleotides long. NCBI's taxonomy places the organism in Eukaryota, Fungi, Ascomycota, Saccharomycetes, Saccharomycetales, Saccharomycetaceae. The record is from the annotation of a GenBank genome assembly.